This is a messenger RNA of Fonsecaea nubica, 987 nucleotides long. RefSeq lists its product as hypothetical. Gene Ontology annotation, molecular function: alcohol dehydrogenase (NADP+) activity; zinc ion binding. The record is from RefSeq and is a predicted model, not a curated record. Bases 1 to 987 code for a protein of 328 amino acids. NCBI's taxonomy places the organism in Eukaryota, Fungi, Ascomycota, Eurotiomycetes, Chaetothyriales, Herpotrichiellaceae. Gene Ontology annotation, biological process: alcohol metabolic process. The transcript has a single exon.
AUGGUCGAGUUCACAGUUUUCAAAGGCGGCAAGGCUGGCAUCGUCCAAGCCACCUCCCAGCGCGAGAUUGGUCCGCAUGACGUCCUCGUCAAGAUCACGCACAGUGGCCUGUGUGGUACCGAUCUCCAUCACAAGGACAUGGACAUGGGGCUUGGUCACGAAGGCGUGGGCAUUGUCGAAGACAUUGGCACGGACGUGACCAUGUUCAAGAAGGGCGACCGAGCCGGUUGGGGAUACAUCCACAACGCCUGCGGGCAGUGCAAGCAAUGCCUUCGUGGCGCCGAAACCUUCUGCUCUCAACGGCAGUAUUACGGCACGGCCAACUUCGACCAGGGAUCCUUGGGCACCCACGCCGUCUGGGUCGAGAACUUCCUGUUCAAGAUCCCCCCGGAAAUCAGCUCCGAGCACGCGGCCCCCUUGAUGUGUGGCGGAGCCACCGUCUUCAACGCUCUCCACCUCCACGGGGUCAAGAGCACCGACCGCGUCGGAGUCAUUGGCGUGGGCGGUCUCGGGCAUCUGGCCAUCCAAUUUGCUGCGGCAAUGGGGUGCAAAGUGGCCGUCUUCUCUGGGACAGACAGCAAGAGGGAGGAAGCGCUCAAGCUCGGCGCCCAUGAAUUCUAUGCGACUAAAGGCCAAACGGAGCUCAAGGUGUCCCAGCCCAUCGACCACUUGCUCGUGACGACCGCCUCGCAGCCCAACUGGGACAUGUACCUCCCCAUCAUGGCACCCUCGGGCACGAUUUACCCCCUCACCGUCAGCUCAGGAGACCUCAAGAUGCCGUACAUGGCCAUAGUCAUGAACGGUCUGAAAGUUCAGGGUAGCCUCGUGGCCGCGAGGCAGGUCCACCGGGAAAUGCUCGAGUUCGCGGCCGUCCACGACUUGAAGCCCAUCAUUCAGACCUUCCCGCUGACUGAAGGUGGCGUCGACGAAGCCUUUCAGAUCUUGGAGAGUGGCCAGAUGCGGUACAGAGGGGUCCUUGUGGCAUAG